This is a messenger RNA of Aspergillus tubingensis, 2859 nucleotides long. RefSeq names its product aspartyl-tRNA synthetase, cytoplasmic (gene erdS). The record is from RefSeq and is a predicted model, not a curated record. Gene Ontology annotation, biological process: aspartyl-tRNA aminoacylation. Lineage: Eukaryota; Fungi; Ascomycota; Eurotiomycetes; Eurotiales; Aspergillaceae. The transcript has a single exon. Gene Ontology annotation, cellular component: aminoacyl-tRNA synthetase multienzyme complex; cytoplasm; cytosol. Gene Ontology annotation, molecular function: RNA binding; aspartate-tRNA ligase activity; ATP binding. The coding region runs from base 1 to 2859 and encodes 952 amino acids.
AUGUCUAUCAAACGUGCGCUCUCCAAGAUUGUACCCAACAAGUCGUCGCCCGACGAUGAGUCGAGUCACAGUACCCCGGCCUCGGCUGCAUCCAUGUCUCCCCGCCGCAGCAUUCUCAGCAACUUCCUGCGCGAUCGCGACUAUGCCUCUUCCUCUGAUGACGGCUCAGAUGACUCUUCGUCGCCUGGCAGCAUCAGCAAGAAUCAGCAGAAACGCCUGGCACGUAAACAGCGCAAAGAGAAGUCCCGUCUGAGCGAGGAGCGUCAUUCUGACGAAUCCGAUUCGCGUCGGAAGGAGGAAGUCGCUAAUGCCACCCGCGAAGAGACCUCGGAGAUGAAGGCUCGCUAUGGCGAAUUGCCGCUGAUACAGUCCCGGACACGCCCUCGUGAGGUCCGCACCAAUCUAGAUGCCAUCUCCGAGUCCUUGGUGGGCCAGCAGGUCUGUUUUACAGCUCGUCUACAUAUCAUCCGUCGCAUGAGUGCCAAGCUGGUCUUCCUCGUGUUCCGCCAGCAGCUGUUCACCUUCCAGGGUGUUCUGCAUGAGGAGGCAGGCGUCAAGUCCAUCGCCAUGAUUCACUGGGCCGAGCAUCUGCGUUUGGGUUCCAUUGUCCGUGUGCGGGGAACAAUCCAGAAGCCUCAGGUGCCGAUCUUGGGCUGUACCAUUCACGACGUCGAGAUCUCCAUCGACGAGCUGCACCAGGUCGUGCGUCGCGAGGAGCCCGUCCCAUUUAGUAUCUAUGAGGCAGAGAUUCAAACGGCCGAAGAGGAGCGCAUCGAAGGCCGCCGCAGUCACAUCCCCGAUCGCGUUCGUCUCACCAAUCGUCUACUUGACUUGCGCACCCCGACCUCUCAGUCCAUCUUCCGCAUUCAAUCCGCCAUCUGCAACCUCUUCCGAUUCGCUCUCGAUGAGCAAGGCUUCAUGGAGAUCCACACGCCCAAGCUGCAAGGCUCUGCGACCGAGUCAGGCGCCAGUGUCUUCCACGUGCAGUACUUCGGGCGAGAUGCUUUCCUGGCGCAGAGUCCACAACUAGCCAAGCAGAUGGCUAUCGCCGCCGAUUUUGGCCGUGUAUACGAGAUUGGCGCUGUGUUCCGAGCCGAGAACUCCAAUACCCAUCGCCAUCUGACUGAGUAUACUGGGUUGGAUAUCGAGAUGGCCAUCGAGGAGCACUACCAUGAAAUGUUGGAAGUGCUGGAUGCCGUGAUCAAGUCCAUUCUUCAAGGUGUGUAUGGUCGUUACCGCCGCGAGGUGGAGACUGUGAAGCACCAAUUCCCGUCAGAAGAUGUUGUGUGGCUGGAGAAGACCCCCAUCCUGCGCUUCUCGGACGGUAUCAAGAUGCUGAAUGACUCUGGCUGGCGCGACGAGGACGGCAACCCGCUGCCAGAGGAUGAGGACCUCCACACUCGCGAUGAGAUUCGUCUGGGUGAGUUGGUCAAGGAGAAGUUUGGCACCGACUACUACAUCCUUGAUAAAUUCCCUGCCAGCGCACGCCCCUUUUAUACCAUGCCCGACCCCGAGGAUGACCGAUUCACCAACUCGUUCGACAUCUUCAUUCGCGGUCAGGAGAUCGUCUCUGGUGGCCAACGUAUCCACGACCCCCACAUGCUCGAGGAGAACAUGCGUCGCUCUGGCAUUGACCCCGAUACCAUGGAAGACUAUAUGGAGGGCUUCCGCUGGGGUGCGCCACCCCACGCUGGAGCAGGUGUUGGUCUGGAGCGUCUGCUGAUGCUGCUUCUGAAACUGGGCAAUAUCCGCCUAGCAUCUCUCUUCCCUCGCGACCCCCGCAGCUUUCCGGCCAAGCCGGUGGCGGCACAACUGCGGCACCCAGAGUCAUCGACUAUUGAUCCUCCGUGGGCGCGCGACAGGAAGGGUGCCAUCGCACAGGAUACGAGUCAACUCCAGCCGCUCGAGCAUCUCAUUGCCAAUUACGGCGAUGCUACCUCCACCUCCUGGGGCGAUGAGCGCUUCAAGAUCUGGCGUGACAUGGGCACGGGUGCCGCUAUCUCCUACGUGCCCAGCAGCAGCAACUACGUGAUCAUUCCAGGCAACCCCUUGUGCGAUCCCAAGCAGUACCGCCAAGUGAUCACACAGUUCCUGCAGUGGUUGCGGCGCGAGACAAAGUACAAGCCCGUCUGGCUGCUCUGUUCCGCCGAAGUCGAGACCAUCCUGGGCGAGCGCAUGGGCUGGCGAACUCUGUCCUGCAUUGCCGAGGAGCGCGUAAACCCAGCCCGCAACAUGGCAGCUUCGGACGGCGAAAUUGCUCGCAAGAUCCGACACGCCGAAAGCGAGGGCGUCAAGAUUGUGACCGUGAACAGAGGCGAGAUGGUCUCCGACGAGGUCCGCCAGAAGAUCGACCAGCGCGUCCAGGACUGGCUCAACAACCGCAAGGGCACACAGGUACACUUGUCCGAGAUCCGCCCCUGGCGCGAUCCCGAGCACCGCUGGUACUUCUAUGCCGUCGACAAGGAGGGCACCAUCUGCGCCUUUGUCGCCCUGGCCACGCUCGCCCCCGUCCACGGCAUGCAGAUCAAAUACAGCUUCGACUUCCCGGGCUCCCCUAACGGCGUUAUCGAACACAUCGUCACCCACGCUAUUCAAACAGCCGCCGCCGCUGGCGUCAAGUCCUUCACAUUCGGCGCCGGCGCCAUGUCCUCGCUGACCCCCGGCCAUAACCUCCGCGGCGCGCGCAUCAAGAUGCUCCAGCACACCUACGACACCAUGGCCAAGCAGUUCCAUCUGGUGCGCAAGAGUGAGUUCCGGGCUAAGCUUGGCGCCGAGGACGACCCGCUCUAUAUUGCUUAUCCGCCGCACGGCCUGGGCAGUAAGGGUAUGCGUGCGGUGCUGCAUUUCUUUGAAGAUUGA